Procambarus clarkii (red swamp crayfish) is the source of this 3934-nucleotide messenger RNA. Its product is annotated as PX domain-containing protein kinase-like protein. Gene Ontology annotation, biological process: negative regulation of monoatomic ion transport; negative regulation of ATP-dependent activity; protein phosphorylation. Gene Ontology annotation, molecular function: actin binding; protein kinase activity; ATP binding. Lineage: Eukaryota; Metazoa; Arthropoda; Malacostraca; Decapoda; Cambaridae. The record is from RefSeq and is a predicted model, not a curated record. Gene Ontology annotation, cellular component: plasma membrane.
CAUGGUGGGAGUAGGUGGGUGGUGUUUACCACAGUCAGCUGAUGGCGGAGGGACAAGCAACAUGUCAGUAUUUGAGAAGAAGAAAGACAACAGGCUGCUGAUGGACGACACAAAGCCACUAGUAUGUAAUAUUACAGACGCCCAGAACACAGACGGACACGUUGAAUACUGUGUGGAGGUUUGGCGUACUCCUGACACAGAGACCAAAUGGACUGUGAGCCACCGAUAUUCAGACUUUGCACAGCUUCAUGCAGCCCUCAAAGUUGGAUCUGUUGUCCUGCCCCAACUUCCUCCUAAGAAAGUGUUUGGAAACACUGACAGAGAUUUUAUUAAUGAGAGGAAAGCAGCUUUACAGAAAUAUCUGGAAGACAUUCUCUCCAAUCCUGUAUUGGCAGCAUCACUUGUAGUAAAGAGAUUUCUUGAUCCGAAGAGUUAUACAAGGAAUUUUCAAGAGGAAGCAAGGCAAAAUGUUCACAUUGUCCUUAGAUCUGGGGGCAGUCAUGAGGUUACAGAAGCUUUGGCAAGCUGUGGUACAAGAAUAUCCAAAGAAUAUUUUCUAGCACACCCUUUGUCGGAUCCCAAAACACAGCAUGUGCUUUGGUGGGCUCCAUUUGGUCCUGAUAGAGCUAUGAACCUUCGUGACACCCAUGCUACUCUAACAGCUCUUGUGCAGUGCCAGCAUCCAUACAUAGUGCCAGCAGUCAGUAGUGUCGCCUCAGAAGCUGGAGUGUGUGUCGUGCGACCCUGGUUUCCUCAGGGUACUGUUCGUGAUAUGAUACAUGAUGCUAAACCUCGAGGAAACUUUCUGAUCAAGUACUCCAGUGAUAAGCCUUCGAGCAUUCGGCAGAGAGAUUGUGCAAUUUAUGGAAGACAGAUUUUAGAGGCACUUCUCUUCCUGCAUGAGAAAGGUUUAGGUUAUGGUCAUCUCCAUACGGGAAAUUUGGUUAUAGAUAAUAAUGUAUGUCGCCUGCUGGACCUAGAAAACCAGGUUGUUGGGCUACCAAAUCAGUUGAGAUCUCAAAUGGUUCAUCAUCGGAAAAUCAACUCGAUGGAAGCAAUUGAUGUGUACUGCUUUGGACACGUGUUGUAUGAAAUGGUGUUCAAAAAACGUCUUGCAACCAACACUUGUCCUGAAUUUCCUCCAGAGAGCCCAGCUCUGUCAAGGUCAGUGCUGGAGAGUAUACUAAGUGCAGAAGCAUGCAAGAAUGGGCUUCCAACUGUUGCUGGACUCCUCACACACCCUUUCUUCAAUCAGGUUCCACUUCACAGUUACGAGAAGCCAAGUUUACGCCUUCCGUCAUCUGUCAAGCAAGCUGUAGCACAAUCUCAGGAGGCCAUGUUACUCAGACUCGCAGCUGAUCAGAAGAAAAUACGGCAACAGAGAAAGCUGUCAAAGGCCGAAGCUUUUGUUUCACAGCAGUUUAGCAAGAGUACUAGAUCCAAAAAGAAUUUGCAUCUUGACACAAAUGGUUUAUCUACAAAAAGCAAUCAAAGAGCAUCUGGAGACAUUGUCAAUAGUUCAGGUGAUACUCUAAAUGGUAAUGAUGAUGAUGGGCAAACAAGCUCCUCUCCAUCUCCAACGUUGUCACCACCACCUCCGCCACCACCACCAACACCUGUAACUCCUUUAUCUCCUACUGUUGCAUCUUUCCCAGAUGAUCCUUUUUCCAGUAAGUUCCAGGAUGCGGGUGAAGAACGUACUGCACUUCUCUCUGCUAUUGGUGGAUUUAAGAAAAACAAGCUGAAGAAAACGGAUACAAAUGACCGAAGUGCACCUCGUAUCUAGGCAUGACUAGUGCCCCUUGUGUUAUAAAAUUGGCCACUGUUCAUAACUGUUUUUGCUAUAUAGUGAUACUCCAACAAGUGAUGCAUUUUAUUUCUGCUUGAGACCAGGAAUAAAUUUCUCAAGUAAUAUGAAGUCAUGGGAGUGGGAAAAUUUACAAGGGUACUCCUCGAGUAUUUUGUAAGGAGUUUAGUCCCACUAUUGAUGCUCUCUUUAAAUAUAAGGUGAAGUUGAUGUUCCUUUUUUGUUUAUAUAUAUAAAACUGGUCAGCCGUGCCAUUUACAUUAUGAAGAAUAUAUUUUAAGUUAUAUUGUGUGUAGGUUUCCAAGUUCACGAACCAUGAUUAGAUUUGUUGAUUUCCUUUAAUAAUGCCUGCACUCUUUCAAGUACAGCAGAUAGAGUAAACAUAGUGCAGGGAUAGUUGUCUGAUUUUCUAGCUUGUCGAGUUAUAUUCCAUUCCAAAACUAGGCAUUUAACCCAUGUUCAUGAGAUUUGAUUCUAUUACUUGCAUUGAGAUUUGAUCCUAUUACUUGGUGGAAUGGAAACCGAGCCAUAGGGAUGUUGAUCCUUGAAGCCAAUGCAAGGGAAGGUAACCUGCACCUCCUUGGAUAAAUUAUGAUAACUUAUAUUUCUCAUUCAUUAUCAACUUUUAAAUGACACCGAUACAUCCUUUGACUAAAUAUUCUUAGAGAUUUACAGACAACUAAACGGGAAAAAUACAAAUGGUGAGGUCACUGAACGUUCUUAAAAUUCACUGAAAAUACAAACCUAUGAUCAGAUGCAGAUUGAAACAUUGGUGCUUUAAAUACAAGCUGGUGUAUCAUGAAAUUUCUAGUCAACUAGUUGAUCUGGGUAGGCUUUCCUUGGAAGCACUUAAGUGUAGGGAAUAAAAUAACUUUUUUCCCCUUAACUAUUGAUUGAUUUUUCCUCUAGCUACACUUGCACUGCUACUUGAUAUCUACAACACUGAGACCUUACUCCUUUCUGGGAGCUCCCCAUCAGGGGGUGGCCACAGUUUCUCUAGAAGACUUUAUCACCUUUUGCUUUUUCAAUCUCUUAUCUUCCUCCUCCAAUUUCUUUCAUUUAUUGUGCCACUCCUCCCUCCCUAAAUAUUGGUUGUCUGCUUUACCAUUUGAUCCCCUUAUUUCACCCUUGUACAGCAUUCUUAUUCAAUAAUUCUCAGGCAUUCUUCUGGCUUGCUCAUAUUACCUGAUUGUAUUGUGCUUAAACUCCACUUUUCAUUCUUUCACAUCUCCCAUAUACUUAAUAUACUCACCCAUAUGCAUCGCCUAUGCUUCUUAAAAAAAAAAAAAGUAAUUUCCACUCUUUGAGAAGUCUUUAUGUUGGCAUUAUGAAUUGCCAACGUAUUCUUGAUAAUCUUUCUCCAUAUUUUCCAACAUUUUUUCUGGGGACAGCCCCAUCAGCUCCUUGAAUAUCUUCUUGUUUGCAUACCGGGGACCAUGAGCCCCCUCACCAAGGCGCAGGAAGCAAUGGCCCAUGAACACUUUAAAUGGGGUGUUUAUAUACGGAGAUGUGCAAGAGACGGAAGUUUUCCUGUACUAGAGCUGCAUGUGCUUAUGGUUCUUUUCCCUGUUCACUUUGUAGGUACUACCCUUGUGUGGUCAGAGUUGCCUUUCCUGGGGCAUUCCGGAAACACUCCCAUCAGGGAAUGGGGGGGUUUCCCAGCCCUUGGGGUAAGCUGGGGGUCUUUGGCUUUCUGUCUUGCUCUGGGUUAGGGAGUGUUUAUGGUUGGUGGGGCCUGCUCUUCAGCUAGUGAUGGCACACCAUUGUUUCUCCUGGGCUGUUUGGUUGCCGCUGUUGUGCCUAGGGUGUUUUGAGCUUUCACUUCUAGUACGCUUGCUUCCUGCUGGGGAGUUCUGCCUUUCACCUUACUAGGUGUGUGUGGUGCAGAUCUCUGGUUCAUUCUGGACUUGUCUAAACUGGUUGAUUACUUGCCCCUCCUUUUGGAUGACUACAUUGUCCCAGGUCUGGCUCGUGCUCGAGCCAGGCAUUUGCAUGCUUUUCCUGGACCUCGGAGAUGCUUGUUGGCUCGCAACCCGUUCUCGCAAAUUCGUAAAGUCAAUAUUGACUUAUUAAAUAAGUGCAUAGGUGACAUACAAAACAUAAUAGAUACCCUUAAAAAGCUUCAUA